GCUCUCUUUCUAUAUAGAAAUUGCAGAAAACAGAAUUUGAAUUCCUAAUGGAUAACCAUGGCAAUGUUUGGAACAUGGGGAACUCUGUUCCUGUUUCUACAACCUCGGACUUUUCCUUGAAACUUCAACGCUCAAUCACUUCCAAGCUGGACAGCGUCUUAAUCGAAUCAUCGAUCAAGAAAAACAAAGUCAGAGGCCAAAACUCAAUUGCUGGACUUGGUUUGAAGCCUCAGCCAUCACCAAUAUCCCAUGUAGACAGUUUCCGAGAAUUAAGUGCUAAAGAGGAAAUAUAUUUUGAUCCACGGUCCUGCCCAGAAUCUGAUUGUGAAGAUUUCUUCAGUAUCAGCAGUGAUACAACCCCAUCUUGUGGCAACACUCCUAUCCACCAAAGCAGCUUCAAAGAAACUCCUGAACCUCUUUAUGUGAGCAGUACACCCAGUUCCAAUCUUGAACCCCCUCCAACAGAUAUGAAAAAACAACUAUUUGAGCUCUUUCAAGAGAGCUUCAGGGGAGAUGCUGUUGAUCAUGGCAGUCCAAAUUUAUAAGGAAGGUCAUGUUUUUUUUUCUCCCUAGGGUCUCUCUGAACUAGAGGAGAAGUAGUAUUGCACAUCUGGUUUGUGCGUAUCAGCUAAACGAUUCCUGUGACAAGGAGUGUGUUGCGAGACAAUGGCGGACGAUCUAGCAGCUAUGUGGGGGAAAAUUUCCCUCUCGGAGGAGGAAACUCUAGGAAUGGAUUUUCAUGAGGAAGCUUUUGAGGGACUUGUUCAAAAGGGCCAGUCAUGCUUAGUUGGAAAACUCCUUUCAGACCACAUAGUGAGCAAAGAGACGAUUAGAUCCAAACUGAUACGAGGAAGGAAACCAAAGGGGCCAAUGGCAUUCAAGGUUUUGGGUGAAAACUUAUUCCUUCUGAAGUUCGAGAAGAAUGAAGAUAAGAAACGCGUACUGGAAGGGAGGCCAUGGAUCUUCGAGGGAACCUUGUUCUCGGUUGAAGACUUCGAUGGCAAUACACACCCAACUGAUAUGGAUUUUUCAUGGGCAGCUUUCUGGGUACGUAUGUACAAAUUACCACUCGCCUGCAUGGGGUAAGUGAUGGGUCAGAG
Molecule: messenger RNA, 1100 nt
Organism: Corylus avellana
Lineage: Eukaryota; Viridiplantae; Streptophyta; Magnoliopsida; Fagales; Betulaceae
Source: RefSeq, a predicted model, not a curated record